This is a messenger RNA of Actinia tenebrosa (Australian red waratah sea anemone), 1927 nucleotides long. RefSeq lists its product as uncharacterized. NCBI's taxonomy places the organism in Eukaryota, Metazoa, Cnidaria, Anthozoa, Actiniaria, Actiniidae. The record is from RefSeq and is a predicted model, not a curated record. Gene Ontology annotation, molecular function: ATP binding; GTP binding; protein serine/threonine kinase activity. Gene Ontology annotation, biological process: protein phosphorylation.
UAAGCCGUCAAAUCGUGUAUAUCAGUACCAUGUUUUACAGUUGUUUUGGAUUUUUAGCCAAAAGAUUAGGCUAUUUUGAUCGAUUUAAGCUUAAUUACCCCAAGAAUAGAAUCGAGAAGAAACUGUACUAAAUGAAUUUAGGCCGGGUUCGCCAAACACCGGAAGCUGGAAUUUAGAGCGGGGUUCACACAAACAUUGGUGCUACAGAUCUAGUUGGGGCAGCAUGGCAGAAGGCAGAACAAGGCCUUACUCUGCAGUUGAUUGCACUGAAGAUAGUAUUUCAAUGCAAGGGUUAAUUGGGAAAGGUUCUUAUGGCGAGGUUUGGAGAGCUAAAUGGAAUGGAAAAGUCGUAGCAGCCAAAUGCCUUCACGCAGAACUCUUACAUCACGAUCAGGAAAUAAGAGACCACCACGCGGAAGAGUUUCGAAGAGAAUCUGAUGUUUUACGAGGCUUAAUUCAUCCUAAUAUCAUUCGAUUCUAUGCAGUAUUGUUUCCUCCUACACGUUCACCUGUUAUCGUCACAGAGCUUCUCCACUGUGACUUGCAAAAAUACAUCGAGCGUUCUACGACCACUCCUAAAGUACUUCCUGAUAAAGCCAUUUCUAUCAGCCUUGGUAUUGCCGAAGGAUUAGAAUAUCUACACGGGUUGAAGCCUCCAGUAGUACACCGUGAUCUCGCUACUAAAAACAUCCUAUUAACUGCUGAAGGUCACCCUAAGAUUGCAGACCUUGGGGUGGCUAAAGUGUUUGCUGCAGGAAAGGACGCAUUUGCAACCGUUGUACCUGGAACACCUUUGUAUUCAGCACCAGAGACGUUUCCAGCUAAGAAGGGUCUUGACUUCUGUACUGAAGUGAUCUAUGGCGUCAAGGUGGAUAUAUUUUCUUUUGGCGUUGUUUUGAUGGUCAUUAUCAUUGGUCAAGAACCUACAGUUUGGCCGCUUAGCCCUAUCAAAGCUGGAAGCAAGAAUACACUCAUAUCUGAGAAGGAACGUAGGAAAAAGGACAUCGUCAGAAUGGGAAAUCACAAGUUAAAGAGCCUUGUUUUGGAUUGUCUUCAUGAUAAAAGUAGCAAGAGACCAACUGCAAGUCAAAUUUGCAAAUCUAUUUUUAAAGUUCACCAGGAACUAGAGUCAAGGAAAAAUGGUCCUAAACCUAGCACUGCCUCGUGUUCAGGAAUCAUAGAUACAGAAAGAAAUCCUUGCCAAGGUGCUGCUAGUAAUUCAGCAGAGACAAGUACCUUUGAAAAGAUUCCAUCCCAGUUUCAUUAUGACUAUAGGUUUAAGGUACUCCUUCUUGGAAGUAGUGGUGUUGGGAAGACCUGCUUGGUAGAACGACUCAUAAAUCCUUCAUAUAAUAUAGCUUACUCAACAGCAACCCUGGGUAUUGAGCCACAAAGCCAAGCAUUUCAGUACAACUCCAGUUCUGUCCAUAUGUCAAUAACUGAUACUGCAGGACAGGAAAGAUUCUUUGCCAUUCAGCCCAUGUACUUUCGUGAUGUACAGGGUGUGUUCUUAGUAUAUGACGUCAUGAUGGAAAGUACUUUUAAAGAACUAGAACGUUGGUUGGAUAUAGUAAAACAGUAUUGUACUGAAUGUCAUGUACGAGUGCUUGUGGUAGGGAACAAAAUAGACUGUUUUUAUCAGGGAAAGAAAAUAGAAAGGAAUGUUUCCAAAGAAAGAGCACUUGAAUUUGCUAGAAAACAUGGUUUUCCCUAUGUAGAAACCAGUGUAUUGGACAUCAAUCUAGACACUAUUAUGAACAUGUAUAAAAAGAUGGUUGAGUGUUUAAUUGAUGCUGUCAGUCUGAAUACUAUAAAAAUUGAUAUGAGAGACACAAUGAAUAAGACCAAUAAGGUUGACCUUUCUACUACAGAAAACAAAGAAACAUCUCAUUGUAAAUGCAAAAGAUAAAAGAUCUAGCACCUCUAA